AUGGCAGUCCAGUGCCUUCUACUCCUUGCUUGCGUGCUGGUCUUGGCUGCCCCAGGCCACUCCGUGCCUGCACAAACCCUACACGGCUUCAAGAAACCUCCCUCCAACACUUCGACCAGUGCUCUGAAGAAAACCAGUUGGCCUAAGGACUGCAGUGAGGUCUCUGCUGGCAGCCCCAGUAGUGUCUACAUCAUCCAGCCCACAGGACUGGACCCCAUCGUGGUGUACUGUGAAAUGACUGAGCCAGAAGGGGGCUGGACGGUCAUCCAGAGGAACCGGCAGAGCACAGAGAUCACCUGGGCUGAGUCCUGGAGCACCUACAAGUACGGCUUUGGGGAUGUGCACACCGAGUACUGGCUGGGCACUGAGUACAUCCAUCACAUCACCAAGCAGAAGGUCUACCAGGUCAGAUUUGUCAUCUGGGAUGCCACAGACAACAUCCAUUUCGCAGACUACAACCUCUUCAGUGUCGAAGAUGAGCCCCACGGCUACCGGCUGAGGCUGGGAUCCUACUCAGGGUCAGCAGGGGAUGCCAUGACCUCAGACAAUCCCAGGAAGGUGCACAACAACAUGAAGUUCUCCACAAAGGAUCGGGAUCAGGACACUUACAGAGGGAACUGUGCCUCCCGCUAUGGGGGUGGGUGGUGGUAUUCAGCCUGUUAUUCUGUACGGCUGAACGUCAAGGGGGGCAUAACGUGGGGCAGCCUGUGCAAAGGGAACUGCAAAGCUUCUGCCAUCCUCAUCAAACCAGCUCUGUACCAUUAGUAUCCUUUCCCCCACCGUCAGCAUUGGGCAGACAUAGGGAGGCAUUUUUCUGGCCUGGGGGUGAAAAGGCUUUUUCCUGUAUAUAAAAAGCUGUUUUCUUUUCCUUUUCUCUUGAGCAAUACCAAAGUCCCAUGUUUUCUCUGGCCUGUGGUGGGUUUGUAGGGAUCAUUGUUGGGACAAGUCUUUAUAAAUGCUGUGGUUUCCAAGCGUGUUCCUUCUGGGGAGAAAGCUGUGCUCUGAAACCUAAACCCCUCCUGAUCCAGCCAGGUCUUACUCUCUUUGCUUUGUGGGUAUAGAUAACUUCAGCAGCAAACUAUCAGUCAUCACUAGCUAACCUGCUGUAGGCUGCUCUGAGCCCAGGCAGGCCAUGUACACACCAUAUC
This is a messenger RNA of Melopsittacus undulatus (budgerigar), 1148 nucleotides long. Its product is annotated as fibrinogen-like protein 1-like protein. Lineage: Eukaryota; Metazoa; Chordata; Aves; Psittaciformes; Psittaculidae. The record is from RefSeq and is a predicted model, not a curated record. The coding region runs from base 1 to 765 and encodes 254 amino acids. The transcript is spliced from 3 exons.